GCGUCUGACCACCAUGUCGACCGCUAUCGAAGCCCCCACGCUCGAGAGCCAACGGCCUACGGUCGAGAAGAGCCACAGUAUGGCGUCGUCCAAGCGGGGUUAUGAUGACGAGAAGGAGACUGGCCCGUACGAUGUGCACACUGGCGUCGUGCACGAUACGGAUGUCGGUGAAGUCUUCGACGACGUCCGUGCGAUCGAUUUGGACGAGACGGGAAAAGAGAAGCCAAUCGAGAGUGACGAGGAUUGGGCCGUCCGUCUGAUGUCCUUGGAGGAUGACCCGACCCUCCGUAUUUGGACUUUCCGAACGAUCUUCUUGGGUCUUGGUCUCAGUUGUUUCGGUGCUGUCCUUGGCCAACUCUUCUACUUCCGUCCACAAACGGUAUACGUCAGCCAGCUCUUUCUGCAAAUUAUCUCGUACAUUCUUGGCAAGAUCAUGGAGGAACUCGUUCCGGGACCUGGUACGACCGCAAGAUUCAAGACUCGCGACAACUUGUUUUGGAGUUUCCUCAAUCACGGUCCAUUCAACAUUAAGGAGCACGUUGCGAUCACCGUCAUGGCUGCAACCGCGUCUACUUCCGCCUUUGCCAUCAGUAUCUUUGCUGCACAGAACCUGUACUAUAAUGUCGAUCCCAACCCCGCCGUUGGCAUCUUCACGCUCAUCAGUUCGCAGUUGGUCGGCUACGGGCUAGCGGGAAUUUGCAGAGUUUUCCUCGUCUAUCCUACUUACGCCAAGUAUCCCAUGCUGGUUCCUCAAGUCCAGUUGUUCGACGCGCUCCAUCGUGGACAGAGCUUCUUGCUCCAGAAGAAGCGUGUCCGAUUCUUCUGGACUGUCUUCGUCGGCAUCUUCAUCUGGGAGUGGUUCCCGGAGUACAUCGCUCCUCUCCUCAACGGUUUCAGCAUCUUCUGCUUGGCCAACCAGAACAGCGCUUGGUUCACCAGGAUAUUCGGAGGUGCAGCUGGUAACGAAGGCUUGGGCAUGUUUGCUAUUUCCACCGAUUGGAAUUAUAUCGGUUCCGGAGGAGGUGCCAUCGGAAGUCUGUUCACACCGCUAUCCGUGCAACUAUCUUUAUACGGUGGCUGUGCUGUCUGCAUCGUCACGUUCUGCGCUGUUUAUGCGAUGAACGUCUUCAAUUCGCAGAGCUUCCCCUUCCUGUCUCAGCUUCUCUUCUUGGAGAACGGCACCGAGUACGAUCAGCUCUUGAUCCUUAACGAUGACUAUACCUUGAACCAGACGAAGCUCGAGGCUGUCGGUCUUCCGUGGUUCGCUGGCUCCCAGGUCAUCUUCAAGGCCAGUCGUACUAUGUACAUCGGCGCUGCUGUCGCUCAUUUCGCAUUGUGGCACGCACGCGACAUGUGGGAGAUCAUACUCAAGAGCAGGACGGAGGAAUGCCAGGACGCCCACUACCAGAAGAUGCGGAUCUACAAGGAGGCCCCACAGUGGUGGUACCUCGUGACGCUCAUCAUUACUAUGGGCAUGUCCAUCGGUCUUUGCUAUGCCGCAGACUCUGGUCUUCCUUGGUGGGGUGUGAUAGUCUCGAUGAUCUUCGCGGCUGUGUUCUUACCCAUCGUCGGAACGUUGUAUGCUACGGUCGGGUAUGCACCGAGUAUUGAGAACCUCGUGCAGAUGGUUGGUGGAGGUAUGAUUCCCGGAAAGCCAGUCGCCAACAUGUACUUCACCAUGUACGGGUACAACUCGGUCACGCAGGCGUAUACUCUUCUGCGUGAUUUGAAGAUGGGCCAGUACUGCAAGAUCCCUCCUCGCUCUAUCUUCACGAUCCAGAUGCUGGGCACAAUUAUCGGCGGUAUUCUCAACUUCGUCAUCAUGAGAGUUGUCCUUACGGCGAACAGGGAAGUCCUUCUCGACGUCCAGGGCACAAGCGUCUGGUCCGGCCAGCAAGUCCAGUCCUACAACAGCGGUGCCAUCUCCUGGGGUGCCCUCGGAAAGCCUCUCUACGCCCCGGGCACCCGUUACGGUUGGAUUCCAUGGACCAUCGUCGCCGGACUUGGCUUCCCCAUCCCCUUCUACGUCCUCCACCGAUUCUGGCCAAAAUUCGGCUGGAAUUCCGUCUACACUCCCGUUGUCGUCGCUGAGCUCGGAUACCUCGCCGUCGGCAUCAACUCAUCCGUCUUCACGUCGUUCCUCCUCGCUAUAUUCUCCCAGUACUACCUUCGCCGGUACCGCCCACGAUGGUUCCGCAAGUACAACUUCCUUCUCUCUGCUGCUCUGGACGGCGGAACCCAGGUCAUGGUCUUCGUCUACUCCUUCGCAGUCGGAGGCGCAAGUGGGACCGCUAUCGCCAUGCCUACAUGGGCACUGAACCCCGCCGGCAAUCCCGAUUAUUGUUUGCGUUUGUCUGAUUAAGGUGUUAUGGUACUGGGAUGUUUGUUGUAGUUUCAUUAUUCUUUUUUGUAGUUUGUGUAUGUGGCUGUUUUGUAGUCUUGGGUCUCCUGGUUUCGGAAUCGAUCUCUCUUC
Messenger RNA from Stereum hirsutum FP-91666 SS1, 2473 nucleotides. RefSeq names its product OPT oligopeptide transporter. Lineage: Eukaryota; Fungi; Basidiomycota; Agaricomycetes; Russulales; Stereaceae. Gene Ontology annotation, biological process: transmembrane transport. The transcript has 20 exons. Gene Ontology annotation, molecular function: oligopeptide transmembrane transporter activity. The coding region runs from base 14 to 2362 and encodes 782 amino acids. The record is from RefSeq and is a predicted model, not a curated record.